Messenger RNA from Drosophila guanche, 1273 nucleotides. Its product is annotated as protein HGH1 homolog. The record is from RefSeq and is a predicted model, not a curated record. The transcript has 5 exons. NCBI's taxonomy places the organism in Eukaryota, Metazoa, Arthropoda, Insecta, Diptera, Drosophilidae. The coding region runs from base 72 to 1178 and encodes 368 amino acids.
GAUAAUUCCGCGGUCACACUGAAAUAAAAAGAAUUAACUAUAAUUUAAAAUACAUAAAAAUACAAGCGAAUAUGGAAGUUGUGAGCGAACUGGUGCAGUUUAUGCAGCCAAAUCAACGGCUGGACCUCAAGGCGGUGGCUCUGACACACGUGCUGGGUCUCACCGGCAGCGCCGAGGGCAAAGCGGCCAUACUCGGCCUGGAUGACUUGCUGAUGGCCAUCUUUGGGCUGACAUACGACGAGAACCACACGGUGGCCAAGGAUGCAGUGCUCAGCCUUAUAAAUCUCACGGCAGAGGAGGAGUGCGCCAUCAAAGUGUUUCAGUUGGCCAAAAGAAUCGAGCCGCCCUUUGCCAUUGUGGAGGUGGCUGCCAAACACAUUGGCGACGAUCAGUCACCGCUGGCCGAUCCCUGGAGCAUGGUGCUCAGCAAUCUGACUCGCGUCGAGAGCCUGGUGCACGAGAUACUCGACAUACUGGAGCGUGGCGAGCAGACGCUGCCGCGACUGGCCCAAGCCUUUGCCCAGUUGGACUUCAACAAGAAAAAGGCGCAUCUCCACUACCUGGCGCCCAUCUUUUGCAACCUGACGCAGGUGCCGCGCGGCCGUGAACUGUGCUGCCAUGCGCGCUACCAGCUGCUGGAGAAGCUGCUGCCCUUUGCCUCGUACGAGGAGAAUGUGGUGCGUCGCGGCGGCACCAUUGGCAUACUGAAGAACGUUUGCUUCGAUGCGGUCUACCACAACGUGAUACUAGGCGAAGAUGACAACAUACUGGUGGCCAUACUGCAGCCACUGUGCGGCCCAGAGGAGUUUAGCGACGAGGAAAACGAUAUGCUGCCCAUUGAGCUGCAGUACCUGCCCGAAAGCAAGCGCCGUGAAACGGAUCCAGAUCUGCGCAAGAUGCUGCUGGAAUGCCUGCUCCAGCUGUGCUCCACGCGUCGCAGUCGUGAGAUACUGCGUGCCAAGGGCGCCUAUGAAAUUCUGCGCGAAUAUCACAAGUGGGAGGCGCGCGUGGGCCUCGAUCGUGACUGUCUGCUGGCCUGCGAGAAUGUUGUGGAUAUUUUGAUCAAAAAAGAGGAUGAAAUCGGUUUGGAUAACUACAAAAGCGUUGAGGUGCCCGCGGAGCAGGCCGAGAAAUUUGUGCAGGAAGACGCGGACUAUGUUAAGAGUCUUUUAGAUUAAAGAACACCUAAAUGUUGGACUGUAAAUACGCGUAGUGUUAGUUAAACUAUUGAAUUUUCAAUAUAAUGUAUGCAAUUGUUUUUUUUAUUCAGAAA